AUGGCAAUGGGAGCAAAAGAAAGGCGGCAAAAGCAACAGAUUUGGAAGCAAAGGGACCACCCACAUUCCUCCAUUCCAAAAUCUGACAAAAACCACAGAAUUCUAAAGUUUCAUCGCACCCAUCAACGAAAGCGAGGCCUCACAUUGCACUCUGUGCCAAAAAUCAUCGACCCACCUCCAGUUCUAAUACCAUUCCGAUCCUAUUUCUUCUGAAUUUAAUAUCUCUCCAAGUUCGAUUAUGUCGCAUACAGGGAAUAAAGACGACGUACUCUUUCUUUUUCUCUGCAGGAAUCUUUCGCCUCCUUUUGCUUUUUCAUCCCAGUCAGAGCUCGCCUUUUGUCUUUCCGACUAUCUCAUGGAUGAUUAUCAUAAGGUUCAUUCGUUAUCAUCUUGAUUAACCGGAAAUUUGAAGUGGGGUAGUUGUAAGCAACGUCGCGGUGUCGAUACGGUACAAGCUGCUCGAAUUUACUGGCUUCUGAGAUCUAGUUCACUGUCAUUCAUCACCUGGUUCUGUUCAUAGGAACAAUGGCUCAAGUAGUUCAUAAUUCUGUGCUUCUAGUUAUCGUCGUUCUUUUAGUUAGGAUCGGUCUUUCACAGCAAUCGUCGCAGACUCGGACGCUUCUAAGAAUACAGCAACUCCUGAACUUCCCAGCUGUGUUAAGUACCUGGAAUAACAACACAGAUUUUUGCAACUUGGAACCAGAUUCUUCUGUGACUGUUGUAUGCUAUGAAGGAAACAUGACCCAGUUGCAUAUAAUUGGCAAGAAAGGAGCUGUUCUAUUACCUCGUAACUUUUCGAUGAACACGUUCGUUAAUACCCUUGUUAAGCUUCCAGAUUUGAAAGUCCUUACAUUAGUUUCUCUUGGUUUAUGGGGUUCAAUUCCUGGUAGGAUAGCUCAUUUAUCAUCUCUGGAAAUACUAAACAUGAGCUCAAACUUCCUAUAUGGUGGCAUCCCUCAAGAGAUAUCGUUGCUAUCAGGCCUUCGGACGCUUAUACUCGAUGGUAACAUGCUUGCAGGCCAGCUUCCUGAAUGGUUCCGUGCGCUUCCGCUACUUACUGUUUUGAGCUUGAAACACAAUGUACUAAAUGGAUCUUUGCCCAAUUCACUGAGUGAGCUGGAAAAUCUUAGAGUUCUUUCACUUUCACAUAACCAUUUUUAUGGGGAGUUGCCUGAUCUUAGCACUUUGACGAACCUUCAAGUGCUCGAAUUGGAAGACAAUGGCUUUGGACCUCAAUUCCCUCAGCUUGGAAAUAAGCUGGUUACCCUUAAACUGAGUAGAAACAAGUUCAGAUCGAGUAUCCCUGCUGAAGUUAACUCGUUUUACCAGCUUCAAUAUCUCGACGUCUCUUUGAAUUCGUUGGUUGGGCCGUUGCCACCGGUAUUGUUUUCGCUACAGUCUCUUUCGUAUCUCAAUAUAUCAAGGAACAAGCUCACAGGAAUGGUUUUUGAUAAUAUUUCUUGCAAUGAUGAACUUAAAUUUGUGGAUUUAUCCUCAAAUCUUUUGACUGGAAGCUUGCCAAAGUGUCUGCUAUCAGAUGAUAAGAACAGGGUUGUCUUGUAUGCUAGGAAUUGUCUUGUCACUGAAGAACAACAGCAGCAUCCUGUUUCGUUUUGUCUAAACGAAGCGUUAGCUGUGGGCAUUGUAGCUGAGGGAAAGAAGAAAGACCGAUCUCGUAAGGCUGUUCUUGCCCUGAGUAUCGUUGGCGGUGUCGUUGGAGUGAUUGUGUUACUUGGCAUUGGUUUCUUUGUAGUAAGAAGGAAAAAUGAGAAGAAUACGACGAAAAAACCUCGAACGACUUUAAUAAUAGAGAAUCCUUCUGCUGAAUACACAUCAAAGCUGUUCUCUGAUGCAAGGUAUAUAUCUCAGGCAAUGAAGUUUGCUCCACUUGGCCUUUCAACUUAUAGAGUGCUCUCUUAUGAAGAGAUUGAGGAAGCUACUAAUAACUUUGACUCUUCUGCUUUCAUGGGUGAAGGUUCUCAAGGACAGAUAUACCGAGGUCAGCUGAAGGAUGGUUCUUUUGUUGCCAUUAGAUGCCUUAAAAUGAAAAGAAGAUAUAGCACCCAAAACUUCACGCAUCAUAUCGACCUUAUCUCGAAACUCAGACACCGUCAUUUGGUUAGCGCUCUCGGACACUGCUUUGAGUUAUAUUUGGACGAUUCAAGUGUCAGCAGAAUAUUUCUCGUCUUCGAAUACGUGCCUAAUGGCACUCUUAAAAGCUGGAUAUCUGAAAGGAAUUUGCGACGAUCGCUUACUUGGACACAACGUAUAGCAGCAGCGGUCGGAAUAGCGAAAGGCCUCCAGUUUUUGCAUACAGUUGCUGGUGUAUAUUCAAAUAAAAUUAAAAUAACUGAUGUAUUACUGGAUCAAAACCUUGUUGCAAAAGUUAGCAGCUACAACCUUCCUCUAAUGGCUGAGAGCAUGGCCGAGGUUGGUCGGGGAAAAUCUUCCGGUGGAUCGAAAGAGCACAGUGACAAUGAAAGGAUGAAUCAAGAAGCUCAAGCUGACAUCUAUGACUUUGGAGUAAUAUUAUUAGAAAUCAUCCGUGGACGAGCCUUCAAAUCGAAAGGCGAAAUUAAUGUGUUAAGAGAGAAGAUACAAGAAGCCAUUUCAUCAGACAGUGUCGCUCGAAAGAGCAUAGUCGAUCCCGGCGUUCAAAAUGAAUGCAUAGACCAAUCGUUGAAGACAAUCAUGGAAGUUUGUGUCAGGUGUCUGCUCAAGGAUCCAAUCACAAGACCUUCCAUUGAAGAUGUUCUCUGGAAUUUGCAGUUUGCAGCUCAGGUUCAGGACGCUUGGUGCGGUGAAUACCGAAGCAGCGAGGGGUCUCCCGUCUCACCGAAACUCUCCAUCUGUUAACGAUCACGAAGAGGUUCUUUUACUUUAUCAUCUCAAUUCUUAGAUCUUAACAGUUUGGUUGAUAGUCUUGCCAUUGUUGUUUAUUCUUCAAA
This is a messenger RNA of Cucurbita moschata (crookneck pumpkin), 2948 nucleotides long. RefSeq names its product probable inactive leucine-rich repeat receptor-like protein kinase At3g03770. The transcript is spliced from 8 exons. Bases 526 to 2856 code for a protein of 776 amino acids. Lineage: Eukaryota; Viridiplantae; Streptophyta; Magnoliopsida; Cucurbitales; Cucurbitaceae. The record is from RefSeq and is a predicted model, not a curated record. Gene Ontology annotation, biological process: protein phosphorylation. Gene Ontology annotation, molecular function: ATP binding; protein binding; protein kinase activity.